Molecule: messenger RNA, 1110 nt
Organism: Canariomyces notabilis
Lineage: Eukaryota; Fungi; Ascomycota; Sordariomycetes; Sordariales; Chaetomiaceae
Product: mitochondrial inner membrane protease ATP23
Exons: 2
Coding region: 116-994 (292 amino acids)
Biological process (GO): mitochondrial protein processing; mitochondrial proton-transporting ATP synthase complex assembly
Molecular function (GO): metalloendopeptidase activity
Source: RefSeq, a predicted model, not a curated record
AACAUCAUCCUCGACUUUCGAGGUGUACUCAUUUGUACAAGGACAAUACCAUUGAAGCUUCAGGCGCUUGGAUGAAGUAGACAAAACCGAGACUCGGCUCCAGCCCGCUCUCACAAUGGCCUCGACAUCAACAUCACCACCAGAAGCGGCACCCUCAACCUUCUCACCUUCACAACCCCCCAGCAACAGUAGCAGCAGCAGCAGCAGCAGCAGCAGCUCCCCCAGCUCUCAGCCCCAGACCCCACCACACUCCCAACAACAACCACCACGCCCAAUCCCACGCUUCCUCGAAAACGACCCAGCCCGAACAGGCUACGACCCGCAAGUAAAGUGGUGGAUCAACCUGUUCAAAAUCUACACCCACCAAAUCACACCCGAAGGGGUCGAGCACUACCGAGAGGACCGGUACAAGGCCAACGAGGCGCGCGACUGUGCGCGGUGCGAGGCCGACCGGGACUACCUGUUCGCCUACUCGCCCGUGAUCCGGUUUUUGCGGGACAAAGUCGCCGCGCUCAACGGCGAGCUGGACAAGAACAACGUCGUGUGCAGGCGGUGUCCGGCUCGUGUGGCCGAGGAUGGGACAGUUGUUCGUCAGUCCGGGGGUUUCAGUCCGGAGCAUGGGAUUUUGAUUUGUGCCAAUGAGAUGAGGGAUCGCGGGCAUUUGGAGGAUACACUGGCCCAUGAGAUGGUGCAUGCGUGGGAUCAUCUCAGGUGGAAGGUGGAUUGGCAGGGGGGGAAGGGGUUGAGGCAUGCGGCUUGUACCGAGAUCCGCGCGUCGAUGCUCAGCGGGGAAUGCCGGUGGGUGAGAGAAUCAUGGACACGAGGCAACUGGACGCUCACACAGCAGUUCCAAGACUGCGUGCGGAAGCGGGCGAUUCAGUCUGUCAUGGCGAGGCCGACGUGUAAGGACGAUGUACAAGCGACCAAGGUGGUCAACGAGGUCUGGGACUCGUGCUUCUCAGACAAACGGCCGUUUGAGGAAAUUUAUCGCUGAGUUGCUGCCACACGAUCUUGGUCCACCUGGUGUAAUUCAAUGCUUGUAUACUAUAAUGAGCUUCUCUCAUGACCUAGCAGCGUUGGAAAUCAAGUAGACAUAUGAAGAUAGACAGA